CUCUCUGCCUUCUUCCCUCAUAGCGGAGACCUCUGUGCUUUCCUGCUUCAGAGCUGAGACCAUGCUGCCUUCUCUUGGACCUUCGAUCUCUGCCUUCAGGACCCUAGCUCUGUGGGUGCAGGUCCCAGGUCAGCCUCCUGUCCUGGAAGAACAGGAAAAGACUCUGCCCCUCUGGGAUCCUUCAGCCUUCCCAGCUCAGCUUUCAGAAGACCAAGACCUGGACCAAGCAGGGAGCCUGGAGUCAGAGGGAAUGGCCCCUGGGAGGUCCAGACCCCCAGCCCAGGAGUUGGUGACAUUCAAGGAUGUGGCUGUGGACUUCACCUCAGAGGAGUGGGGCCUCUUGGACCAUCCUCAGAAGGAGUUGUACAAGGAAGUCAUGCUGGAGAAUGCCCAGAACCUGCUCUCCCUUGGUCUGCCAGUUUCCAGAGAAGAUCUCAUCUCUUAUUUGGAGGAAAGGGGAGCAUCAUGGUUGCUGGAGCAAGAAGGCCUGAGGAGCUGCUGUCCAGAAGGCGAGAUUAGACCAGAAAUGAAAGAGCCUACUGCCAAGCUAAGCAUUUCUGUGAAAGAAAUUCAUGAGGAAAGUUUCACGAGGGAUGGUCCUUGUGACUUCACUGGGAGACAAAUCUGUACUGUACUUCACAGAAUCCACACAGAAGAGGAACCUUAUGAUUGUCAUUAUGGGAAGAAUCUAAGUGAACAGUUAUCCCUUAUUUACAAUCAAAAAAUUCAUACUGGCGAGAAACCACAUGAGUGUCAGGAAUGUGGUAAUGCUUUUAAUGAACACUCAUCCUUCAUUACACAUCAUAGUAUUUACAAUGACAGGAAACCUUAUGAAUGUAAUCUGUGUGGAAAGGCUUGGAGAGGCAGCUCUAGUCUUCCUGUACUUAAGAGAAUCUACACUGGAGAGAAACCUUAUGAGUGUCAUCAGAGUGGAAAUGCUUAUAGAAGUACCUCGGAUCUUGCUGCACAUCAGAACAUCCACAGUGGGAAGAAACCUUAUGAAUGUGAUCAGUGUGGAAAGGUUUGGGGAUUUAAAAGCCAACUUGCUCUACAUCAGAGAAUCCACACUGGAGAGAAACCUUAUGAAUGUAAGCAAUGUGGAAAGGCUUUCAGUUGCAGCUCCAGUCUUUCUCUACAUCUAAGAAUCCACAGUGGAGAGAAACCUUAUGAAUGUGAUCAAUGUGGAAAGGCUUUCAGAAUGAAGUCUAAACUGGCUAGACAUCAGAGAACCCACACUGGAGAGAAACCUUAUGAAUGUAAGCAAUGUGGAAAGGCUUUCAUUUGCAGCACGAGUCUUUCUCUACAUCUAAGAAUCCACACUGGUGAGAAACCUUAUAAAUGUGAUCAAUGUGGAAAGGCUUUCCCACAGAGGACCAGUCUUAUUUCACAUCAAAGAAUCCACACUGGAGAGAAACCUUAUAAAUGUGAUCAGUGUGGAAAGGCAUUCCCACAGAGGGGCAGUCUGACUUCACAUCAGAGAAUCCACACUGGAGAGAAACCUUAUAAAUGUGAUCAGUGUGGAAAGGCUUUCCCACAGAGGGGCAGUCUGACUUCACAUCAGAGAAUCCACACUGGAGAGAAACCUUAUAAAUGUGAUCAAUGUGGAAAGGCUUUCCCACAGAAGACUGGUCUUACUUCACAUCAGAGAAUCCACACUGGAGAGAAACCUUAUGAAUGUGAUCAAUGUGGAAAGGCUUUCAGAAUGAAGUCUAGACUUGCGGAACAUCAGAGAAUCCACACUGGAGAGAAACCUUUUGAAUGUAAGCAAUGUGGAAAGGCAUUCAGUUGCAGUUCCAGUCUUUCUCUACAUCUAAGAAUCCACAGUGGAAAGAAACCUUAUGAAUGCGAUCAAUGUGAAAAGGCUUUUAGAAAACCCUCAGUUCUUCUUAAACAUCAGAGAAUCCAUGCUAGGGAGAAAUCUUAUGAAUGUGAUCAAUGGGGAAAGACUUUCCCACAGAGGACCAGUCUUACUUUACCUCAGAUAAUCCACAGUGGAGAGAAACCUUAUUAAUGUAAUCAGUGUGGAAAGGCUUGUACAUAGAACUCCUGUCUUGCUGCAUAUCAGAGAAUCCAUCCUGGAGAGAAAUUUUAUGAAUGUGAUUACCACAGAAAGGCUUUCCAACAGAGUUUGAAUCUUGCUCAACAUCAGAGAAUCUACCCUGGAGAGAAAUUUUAUGAGUUAUUUGGAAUGUGAUGAAAGUUUUUAUGUACACAAUCUCCUUAUCAAAGGAAUCUGAUGAAUAAAAUAUCCAAGAGA
Messenger RNA from Trichosurus vulpecula (common brushtail), 2257 nucleotides. RefSeq names its product zinc finger protein 260-like. The record is from RefSeq and is a predicted model, not a curated record. Gene Ontology annotation, molecular function: RNA polymerase II cis-regulatory region sequence-specific DNA binding; DNA-binding transcription factor activity. Bases 62 to 2011 code for a protein of 649 amino acids. NCBI's taxonomy places the organism in Eukaryota, Metazoa, Chordata, Mammalia, Diprotodontia, Phalangeridae. The transcript is spliced from 5 exons. Gene Ontology annotation, biological process: regulation of transcription by RNA polymerase II.